Messenger RNA from Otolemur garnettii (small-eared galago), 2073 nucleotides. RefSeq names its product Scm polycomb group protein like 1 (gene SCML1). NCBI's taxonomy places the organism in Eukaryota, Metazoa, Chordata, Mammalia, Primates, Galagidae. The record is from RefSeq and is a predicted model, not a curated record. Bases 275 to 1513 code for a protein of 412 amino acids. The transcript is spliced from 8 exons. Gene Ontology annotation, molecular function: protein binding.
CCCUUCUGUUCUUAAAGACUUAAUCUAAAUUGGUCAUGGAAGAAGUCCUGUUUUGUCACUCUCUGAUUCAACCAAACUCAAUUCAACUUCAAUUAGCAUUCUGAGAGUGUGUCCAUUAAAGUAAAGUUAUUAGGAUGGUAAGUGUGUGAAGUAACUUUUUUAUGCGUUGCUUUUCAGGAGUAGAAAGGAGGUUUACCAGUCUUAGGUGACUAAGAAGUUUCACAAAUAAACCUUCCAGCAAGUUUAAAAAUAAUUAGGCCCAACUCAGAGGAAGAUGUCUAGCGGCUCCAGUGAAAUCGAUGUGAUAAGAACUCGAAUACCUGCUUAUGAUGAUGAUAAUACUGUUCUUUAUGCGUAUGAACCAAAUACUGCAUUUACCAGUACUGACAAUCUUCUAGCUGAUAUUGAAGUGCCACCAAAAACAGUGACGGAUGUCCUAGACCGUUGCCAGAUCAUAGAGGAGACCCUCCAGAACCUAAGUAGGAAGUGCGACCAGAUUCUUGGAAAGGUUUCAAAGAUCUACCGUUGCCGUGUGAAAUCCCUGUGGCAAGGUCGUAAGCCGUUUGGAUAUGCUUACAAGAAUUAUAAUUAUCUUCUGGCUAGAAAGCUUAAGUUUCAGAGAAGAAGGAGGAGGAGGAGGGGGCUUUCCGAGUCAUUCUCCCACCCUGAAAGUUACAGCCCCACUGUACCAGUGGGGCGGCGUGAUGAUCGCCUGAGCUUCCGUGUGAGAACACCUUAUAAUUCUGAUGAUUCCCAGCUGCCACCAGAGUCACCAUUCAGGGAGCAACCAAUCAGAGAGCAGGUGCUAGAGAAGAACCUCAACCAGAAUCCAGCAAUCUUCCAGCAUGCUUUUCAGCCAUAUAUCCCCACAACCGAUGAAGAAAUGCGGCCCUGUAUGAAUACAUCGGCCCCCUAUCCGAGCCCUGGGCUUCACAGUACCAGCACCAACCUCUCGCCUACUCGGCCUUCCUCAGUAGUACACACAUCCAUGCUGAGCUCAGAAGAAGGCUGCCUGACCCAGAAUACUAGCUGCCUGACCCAGAAUACUAGCUUCCUGGCUCCGAAUACUAGCUGCCUGACCCAGAAUACUAGCUUCCUGGCUCCGAAUACUAGCUGCCUGGCCCCAAGUACUAGCUACCUGACGCAGAAUCCUAAGAUGAUAAGUUACGCCUCUCUAAUGGAAGAUAAACAUUGUGGGUCACCGCGCAGGGUCCCUCGUGGCUUCGCUACGAGCUCACCCCUUCAUCAUGACCGUGAUAGGCUGAAACCAAUCUUCUCCGUAGACCCUUCAACCUGGUCUGUGGAAGACGUGGUCACUUUUCUGAAGCAAACCGAUGUUCCUAUGUCAAACCUUAUCAGCGACCUCGUCAGGCACCAUGACAUUGAUGGAAAGGCCCUGCUACUGCUCAAGAGUGACAUGAUGAUGCAAUAUAUGGGCCUGAAGCUGGGGACAGCUGUGAAGCUAUGCUACUACAUUGAAAGACUUAAAGAACAAAAAUACUAUGAUAUUUAAAAAAUGAUUCUGCCAACUGAGAUAGGGCUUACUUUGGGGAGUACCAAUGCCUUCUUGAUGGAAACUCAUUUGUCUGCUCUUAGUAGUUUUUGUUUUGUAGGAAGUUCCUCUAAAAAUACAUUAGAUUCAGAAUUGCAGAACUAAAUUAUAGUCUAGUCUACUUCUUUAAAAACCAUAUAACAUGUUAGUUUUAGCGUGGUCAAAUAGGAAGUUUGCUCUUUACAUUGUAUUAUUUUCAUUGGAUAGUUUACAAAUAUACUUCAUGCCGGAAAGAGCAAAAAAACCUUUGCUUUUGGUUCAUCUUUAUAUGUAGAACCAAAACAGCUAAAAAAGGAAAUAGCAGGGAUUGACAGCUUCUAUAAUUAAAUCCAUGAGAAUUUUUCCACAGAAGAGAAUUUAAAGGUAGCUUAUACUUACCUCUUUCUCAAAUACUUUGAUGCUGAUGGCAACAUUUUGCUCAUGCUCUACCAAUUUCCAUAAAGGCAAUAGCCAUAUAGAUUAUUUAUCUUUAAAAAUGUUCUUACUAAUUUGCAGAUAAGUUAUAGAUAGAAUAGGUUAUA